Molecule: messenger RNA, 2250 nt
Organism: Aspergillus glaucus CBS 516.65
Lineage: Eukaryota; Fungi; Ascomycota; Eurotiomycetes; Eurotiales; Aspergillaceae
Product: J domain-containing protein
Exons: 3
Coding region: 1-2250 (749 amino acids)
Biological process (GO): cristae formation
Source: RefSeq, a predicted model, not a curated record
AUGUCCGACGAAUACACAACCCUCCAAACCUACCCCCAACCCCCCGACGAUGAAGACGACUACUACGCCCUCCUAGGUCUCCCGCGCAACCCACCCCCGACAGACCCCGAAAUCCGCUCCGCCUACCGCACCCUCACCUUCAGCUUCCACCCAGACAAACAACCCUCUCACCUCCGCGAAGCCGCCCAACGCCACUUCGAGCGCAUCCACGAAGCCUACGAGACACUCAUCGAUGCGCGAAAACGCACAGUCUACGACAUCCUCGGCGCAGAAGGCGUACGCGCAGAAUGGAGCGCGACGGGGACCAUGGGAGCGGGAGGAGCAGGAGGGAAGAGGGAAGUCGGGGUGAAGGCGAAGAGUCCCGAGGAGUUCCGAAAAUGGUUUCUGGAGUUGAUGAGGAAGAGGGAGAGGGUUGCUGUUAAUAGUAUGGUGCAGAGUCGGGGGGCAGUUACGUUGGGGGUUGAUGCGUCGGAUAUGGUUGAGUUGUCGGAGGAUGGGACGGAGUUUUUUGUGCAUUUGCCUGAGGUGAAGACGGGGUCUUUUGCUGUGGGGUAUAAUUUUAAGGCGCCGUUUCCGACCUGGGAGGGGAUAUUUGGGGAGAUGGUUAAGGAGGAGGAGGGUGAUGAUGAUGACAAAGAGGGGGCGAAGGAGAAGAAUGCUUAUGAUGAGGAGCUUUUUAAGCCCGAGUUGACUAUUAAUGCGGGCAUUUCGGGGCCCGUGGAGCAUUUGGUGCAGGAGGCUCAGUUACGGUAUGAGGAUGGUAGGGAGGGGUCAGCAGAGAUCCCUCUACGGCCAGUAAUGUCUACGCCGGAGGUGACCCUCGGGGCUAUGGCCAGCCGCGUGUUUGGAGAUAUGACCAGCACCAAGGGCAUUUUAGGUAAAUGGCCCUUUACAUAUCUCAGCAACUCUGGCACCGCGGUCAAUGCCCAUAUCCUGCCAUUCCCAUUCGUGACCACGUCAAUCACCAAGGCUGUUGCGCCGGUACCCGGGGCGUAUCCAUUCAGAAUCAUGUUUUCGAACGCCUUCAUGAACUGGCCGCACAUGACGCCGCCGACAAUCUCCCUUGGGACGCAGAAGCAGAUCAGUAAGAGAAAGCAUGCGUUUGUUUCCUGGUCAAGUGGUACCUUGUCCUGGCCACGGUCGAUUCACCGGUUCCUCAACCCUGGUGAUGAUAUGGGUGUAAAUGCCGGCCUUGCGAUGGCAGCGUUCCAACAAGCCAGUUCGUUGAACGUUGGUAUUGUCUCGGAACCGAGUCGUUCUCAGAAGGUCAUCUCAUUGGAAGACGAUGAGGAUGACGAGGAAGAUGUAGAGUUCCAAGAACUACGUCAGAACAAACGCAAGGCCGACCAAGCCGCUGAAUCAUGGCGAGUCCAGGUCCAAGCAACCCCGGCGCAGGGAGCUCUUGUAUUUGGUUAUGGUCGUAACUUGUUCUCCGGGAAACCGGCCAAUGAACCUGUUCGUUCCGAAUGGACCUCCGAAGGCUACUACGGCGUCCCCGCAGAGCCAGAAAAACGCUCUGUACGGUUAGAAGUCGAAGCCAACGUCACACUCGACAUGGGCCUCGCCUUCAGCGUCGAAGGCGUCCGCCAAGUUGGCGAAUACACCCGCAUGGGACUGGGAGUCGGUCUUCAAGGUGGCCAAGGUCUGGCACUGACAGUCUCCUGGAGCCGACUGGGCCAAAAGCUCAAACUCCCCAUCACCGUCUGCACAUAUGACAAUAUCAACUGGGACGUUGGCAUCGCAGCAGUCGUCUUCCCAUGGCUGACUUAUUGCGCGGUCGAGUUCGGAUACCUCCGUCCUCGCGAGCGGAAGAACCGCCGCCGAUUGAUCGCGCGGAAACAGAAACAGCUGAGAAGGCAGAUUCCGAAGAAGAAGGCGGAUAGUACGCAGGCUAUUGAGCUCAUGGCUGAGCAGGUGCAACGCCGGCAGGCGAGGGAAGAGGCGCAGAAUGGGUUGGUGGUUACCAAGGCUCAGUAUGGGUAUAUGUCGUCUGGAAAGAAGGUGAAGGGGUAUGAUCCCAAGGAUUACGAGGUGGUUGAUGUUACCUUUCCCGUGGCGGCGCUGGUGGAUCGUGGACAGUUGGUGAUUCCGCGGGAGACGCAUAAAUUCCAACUCCUUGGCUUCCACGAUCCGGCACCGCUGCUGCCCAAGAUGUUGAAGGUGUGGUAUAGAUAUCACGGUAAGGAACACUACGUGGAAGCGAAUGACACUGAGGGCAUUAGCUGCCCUAUGCGAGUGCAUUUGCGGUAG